GGAACCAUACAGAAAAUCUAUCUUGACUCACUUUCAGCUUUGGGAAAAAAACACUUCAGAUUUCCACCCAGUGUAAUCAGACACCUGCCUAUGUAUGGAACACCCUCCCCUCCUCCUGUGCAGACGCAAAGCCAUUAUAUCGGUGAUAUUAUUCACACAUCUGUCAUGUCAGGGAGCCGGGCAGUUACCUUAGUAAGUGGGUAAUUACAGGAGUAAACAGCUUUAUUGCUGUAUACACUGCUGCUGUUUCACUGCAGCAGUGUAUACAGUACAGUGUAUGGGAUGAGGAUGGGGAGAACACCUGGCCAGAAAGCAGAGGCAGACUUCUGUGGAAAUGCUGGCACCAUCCUAGGCACCAUCCAGAGGACUCUCAUCCCAGGGACCUUCCUCUUUAUCCUGGCUGUGGGACUAACUUUGAACAUGCCCGUCAUCUGGAUCCUCGUGUUCCGGGUGAAACGCUGGAACAGGAGCACUAUUUUCCUUUGUAACUUAGUUUUGGCUGACAUCACUUGGAUCUUAACCCUCCCCUUUCUGAUCUACUACCAUCUGAAUCAGCUGCAUUGGAUCUUUGGAGAUGCUCUUUGUAAGAUUACCAGGACAAUUUACCAUGUUUGCUAUUAUUGCAGCAUCUACUUUGUCACUUGUCUGAGUGUGGAUCGCUAUUUGGCUAUAGUGCAUCCGCUAAAGUCUCUGUGGUUGUUAAAUAAACAACAGUCACUACUGAUUUCCCUCUCCAUAUGGGCAGUAACUAGCUUGGCCAGUGUGCCAGUCCCCUUUGUUGCCAGCACCCAGAUAUGCCCAGACAACAAAACUAUUUGCUCUCUUUAUGUAUUUUCCAGCUCCACCUAUAUAACGCUUCCCUUUUCCAUGUGCUGCACGGUGGUUGGCUGCUUGCUGCCUUUCAUUGCUAUCUGUUACUGUUACUGCAGCAGUGUCAGGACACUGCAAAAGACUGGCCUUCAUCACUUUCAGAAAAGGGAUAAGCUCACCAAGCUCAUGUACUCUGUUCUGAUAAUUUUUGCACUCCUUUAUUUCCCUUACCACCUGUCAAGAAACACCUGCAUCUUCUUAAGAGCAUUGUGGCCCAAUGGCAAUAGGUCCAUUGAGAAUGCAGACACCGUGUUCUUUGUAGAGGUAGCAGUGUGUAGCCUUAAUACUUGCAUCAACCCUCUCUUCUGUUUCCUGGCAGGAGGGGAUUUUCGAGACCAGGUUUGCAAAAUAGCCUCCUCUUAUUGUCACACCAAAACCUGGAGGAGUCAACAGCAAAGGACAUCUGUGUACCCAGUAUAACUCCAUUCCCUCACAAAACUAAUUUUGUCAAGCUGAAAAUUAUGGGAAAAAUUUUAGCCCAAUUGAAGUCAACAGCAAAACUCCAUUGACUUCAGUUGUCAGGAGUUCACUGUUUAUAUAGUACCUUGGAGAUGCUUUGAUCUCUCAGAUUUGUAAGAACCAUUAACUUGGGAAAUUUAAUUCUGGAGAUGUGGGAGAUGGUUAUAAGCAAUAAAAUUAUUCAGGAAGUCCCAGAGCCUAAAAUUUGUGUGAAUCCUGGUUCCAUUUUAUUCAAAACACCAAAAAUUAAGGAGGUAGUGAACAGAGCUGGCUGGAAAAUGAACUUAAUGUCACAAAAAGUAUUACUAUUUCAAAAGGUUCAAAACGGAUCCUUUUUUGGUCAAAAUUGAAAAUGUUAACAAAAUGCUUACUAGCAUUUUUCACUUACCAGAGCCCCCAUUCUGAUGAACAAAUACGUUUGUUUAUUGAAUCUUGUUUUCAAUUUUGAUAUAAUUGCAAUAAAAUUUUCAAUACUUUUGAUUUUUUCAAAAAUAUUUUAAAAAUGUAAUUUUUAAAUGAAAACAAAAUUGUAUGUUGACCAUUUUUCAUAAAUUUUGUUUUGAGAACAGCCCAUCUUGCUACAAAAACUUUUCACUCAAAAAAUAAAAUACCUUGGGUAUAAGAAAAUGUCUGCUUCUGGCAAUGAUUUCAAAGGUUAAGGGGGAGAGAUGCUUGCAUUAUUUUUGCUCAUCUUAGAAAGUAGACAGGUU
Chrysemys picta bellii (western painted turtle) is the source of this 2039-nucleotide messenger RNA. Its product is annotated as P2Y purinoceptor 1-like. Lineage: Eukaryota; Metazoa; Chordata; Testudines; Emydidae. Gene Ontology annotation, cellular component: plasma membrane. Gene Ontology annotation, molecular function: G protein-coupled receptor activity. Gene Ontology annotation, biological process: G protein-coupled receptor signaling pathway. The record is from RefSeq and is a predicted model, not a curated record.